Cylas formicarius (sweet potato weevil) is the source of this 1277-nucleotide messenger RNA. RefSeq names its product geranylgeranyl transferase type-2 subunit beta (gene betaggt-II). The transcript has 3 exons. Gene Ontology annotation, molecular function: Rab geranylgeranyltransferase activity. The record is from RefSeq and is a predicted model, not a curated record. Bases 201 to 1202 code for a protein of 333 amino acids. Lineage: Eukaryota; Metazoa; Arthropoda; Insecta; Coleoptera; Brentidae. Gene Ontology annotation, cellular component: Rab-protein geranylgeranyltransferase complex. Gene Ontology annotation, biological process: protein geranylgeranylation.
CGGUAAGCUGUUCUUUUGAGUUAUUUUUGAGGGUACAUUAAUUUCCGGAAUCAUUAGGUACUAAAAUAAACGUUGGCGUAAGACAAUAUACGCAUUCUGUGACUGGUGUUCUGUACCUACUACAGUUUGUGGAUCUGUGAUGUAUAUAUAUAAUUGAGGUUAAUGUUUUCCUCGGACAAAAAUCAAAAAAUAAGCUGAUAAUGGCAACGUUAAUCAAGGACGUAAAGUUGAGCGACGAUAUUAUCAAAAAAGUUCUAUUUGAAAGGCAUAUAGAUUUCAUCAACGCAUACGGGCAGGAUGAGGACGACUUUGAAUAUGGUAUGACAGACUAUUUGCGCGUAUCGGGCAUGUAUUGGGGCCUUACCGCUUUGGAGUUAAUGAACGCUUCCCCGGUGCAAGGUAAAGACGAAAUAGUCAAAUAUGUUAAGGCUUGUCAGGAUCCAGACUCGGGGGGGAUAAGCGCAUGUAUAAAUCAUGAUCCUCACAUUCUCCACACUUUGAGCGCUGUCCAAAUAUUGUGCACAUACGACAGGUUAGACGCUAUCGACGUUGAAGGUGUAGUCAAGUAUAUUUCGAGCCUCCAGCAACCAGAUGGAAGCUUUUCUGGAGACAAGUGGGGUGAAAUUGAUACAAGGUUUUCAUGUUGUGCAAUCAUGACUCUAUCAUUAGUGAACCGACUUGAUGCAGUUGACGUGGAAACAGCAGUGGAAUUUGUGGCUAGUUGUAAAAAUUUUGAUGGAGGCUUUGGAUCCCGACCUUUAUCAGAGAGCCAUGCAGGGUUGAUAUAUUGCUGUAUUGGAUUCUUGUCAAUCACGAAUAGGUUAGAUUUAGUAGAUCGAGAUACCUUGGCUUGGUGGCUUUGUGAAAGACAGUUGCCAUCAGGAGGAUUAAAUGGAAGACCAGAGAAAUUGCCAGAUGUAUGUUAUUCCUGGUGGGUGCUCUCUUCUUUGUCCAUUCUAGGUCGCCUAGAAUGGGUUGAUAAGGAAGCUCUAAAAAGCUUUAUUUUUGCUUGUCAGGAUACAGAUACAGGUGGAUUUGCUGAUAGGCCAGGGGAUGUGGCAGAUCCUUUUCACACAUGCUUUGGCUUAGCAGCCCUUUCACUUCUGGGUCACGAAAGUAUAGGUAAAGUAAACCCUACAUAUUGUAUGCCACAAACAGUUAUAGAUAGAUUACACCUUAAGCCACAAAUACUAUCUGACUAAAUUUUUGUGUAUUAUAUAUUAAGGGUUGCUGUAAGUUUCAUGCCACUUAUUUGUCCAUAUGUUAUUCUUAUAAUA